Messenger RNA from Pseudoliparis swirei, 6201 nucleotides. It is a transcript of the gene nuak1b, whose product is annotated as NUAK family, SNF1-like kinase, 1b. The record is from RefSeq and is a predicted model, not a curated record. Lineage: Eukaryota; Metazoa; Chordata; Actinopteri; Perciformes; Liparidae. The transcript has 7 exons. Bases 896 to 2887 code for a protein of 663 amino acids. Gene Ontology annotation, biological process: microtubule cytoskeleton organization; intracellular signal transduction; protein phosphorylation. Gene Ontology annotation, cellular component: cytoplasm. Gene Ontology annotation, molecular function: ATP binding; tau-protein kinase activity; protein serine/threonine kinase activity.
GAAGAAAGACGCACGAAACAGUCGAAGAAGAAAGAAAGACGAAGACGAAGAAGAAGAAGCGAAACGACCAUGGCAAUAUCCGAAACGUCUCAGCUUGAGAUAGAGUCCGAUGCCAGCGCACCUCUACCGCCGUCGACCACCGCACGGAGCAUGCACGCGCACCACAAUAGACAGAGCCCAGAUGAAUGAGGAGCCGUACCUGGGCCGUGGGGAUGAACAUGAGGGUCAUCUUCAUCCAAAACGCCGGUUGCGUCGCAGCGUUCUCGCCUUUCAGAUGUGAGUCGGUGGAGUUGUCGGUGUUUCGGGCGACCGGGGAGUUAUUAUACACAGCGAGGAGGGAGAUCAGACCCAUUGAUUUAGUCGUUUAAAAACAACAACAAAUAAUAUUAUUGUAUCGGGAUAGAGCUUGCGUAUAUACAUUAUAGCCAAUAUAUCAUAUUUGAAUCCAACGCGUGUUCAGCUUCCGGCAUGCUGCCUGCUGAAAUCUAACAACACAUUUUUUUAUUACAUCUUGGCACUAUAAUUAUUUGUUGUCCUGUAAUACGGGACUAUGUAUCAGGUAAUUAUGUACCGAUAAUGUCCUUUAUAGACGUGUGUGAUUAAUCCAUGAGUAGACUGAUUAGGAUAAAGAGAUUAUAACAUGAAUAGGUAGGAGGAGGAGGAACAAAACAAUCUGUGUUCACUUUGAUCAAAGCCGAUUGAUCAACCGAGACAAUCUGGAAAUGUCAGUUUCCACAUGUAAUAAUAGGCUAUGACUAGUAGGCUACGCGUUAUUCCUUGUAAUUUAUUUAUUUAUUAUUACUAUUAUUAGACCUUUAAGUAUUAUAUUAUCAAUUUACUAGGUAGUUUGAAAUAUUUAACAGUGGGAAGGUCGUUGAAACACUUCCCUAGUGAGAUGGAAACCGCUUAUUUAUCGCCCCACCGGGGGUCAACCCUCCCCCUGGCCCAGAGGGGCCAAACCUCAGCGGGCAAACCGGCGGGAGGUGACCUCUCCCCUCCGCCUCCAGCUCCAUCCCCGCCUGCCGGCAGCUCGGUCGAAGGGACCCCGGCAGGCGGUGAUGGACGGAGGAACUCCGGCGUGAAGAAACACCACCACAAGCACAAUUUGAAACACCGCUACGAGCUGCUGGAGACACUGGGAAGAGGCACCUACGGCAAAGUCAAGAAGGCCAUCGAGCGACGCUCCGGCAGAGAGGUGGCUAUCAAGUCAAUUCGGAAGGAGAAGAUCAAGGACGACCAGGACAUGGUUCACAUCCGUCGAGAGAUUGAGAUCAUGUCAUCCCUCCGCCACCCACACAUCAUCUCUAUAUAUGAAGUGUUUGAGAACAAGGACAAGAUCGUGAUCGUGAUGGAGUACGCCAGCAAGGGCGAGCUGUACGACUACAUCAGCGAGCGGCGACGCCUGAGCGAGCGGGAGACGCGACACUUCUUCCGACAGAUAGUCUCCGCCGUGCACCACUGCCACAAGAAUGGAGUGGUGCACAGGGAUCUGAAACUGGAAAAUGUGCUACUGGAUGAAAACUGUAAUAUUAAGAUUGCUGAUUUCGGGCUGUCCAACCUCUACCAUAAGGACAAGCUGCUGCAAACCUUCUGCGGCAGCCCGCUCUACGCUUCACCAGAGAUCGUCAAUGGGAGACCUUACCGUGGCCCAGAGGUGGACAGCUGGGCUCUUGGGGUGCUGCUGUAUUCUCUGGUCUACGGGACGAUGCCAUUUGAUGGUGGAGACCACAAGAACCUCAUUCGCCAGAUUAGCAACGGCGAUUACAAAGAACCGACUCAGUCCUCAGACGCCCGAGGACUGAUCCGCUGGAUGCUGAUGGUGAACCCGGAGCGCCGGGCCACCGUGGAGGACAUAGCCAACCACUGGUGGGUAAACUGGGGCUGGAAGAACAGUGUGUGCGACUGCGAGACCCAACGCGAUCACGGAGGCUCGCCCAUGCUGGCCCGCUUCAUCGACUGGCAGAACCGCACUGAGCCACGUGGUUCUGGAGGCAAGGCCGCAGCCACGCCCCCCCCGCUGCUGCGCCAGAGGCCCAAAAAGUCCAAGAAGGAAAACGUCGAAGCCGGACAGGCCCACUGUGGAGAAGAAGACAAGCCGGGGCUGAAGAGACCCAAAGGGAUCCUGAAGACCAGGGUUACCGGGGAGCAGCAGUCCGCCGGUCCGGAUGAAGUGGAGUCGGGCCAGGCGGCGCUGCCCCGACAGGCCGAAGGCGGAGAGGACGCCUCGAGUCCAGAUCAAGAAGAGGAAGAAGAGCUGAGUCUGAGAGGUGGCUCUCCAGCCAAGAUGGUGCCCUCCCUGCCCAGGAAAGGCAUCUUAAAGAACAACCAACAGCGGGAAUCGGGGUACUACUCCUCGCCAGAGCGCAGCGAGUCCUCCGAGCUGUUAGGGGGCGCCAGUAUGUCUCUGCUGGCCUCCUCCCCACCCCGGAGAGCGAUGGGGAGAAAGGGCAUCUUGAAGCGAAACGGCAAGUACUCCACCUACAGCGGGCCUCCGUCAGCGGCGGCGGCGGCCGGCGUCCUCGGCGAGCCUCACCCCUCCGCCGACUCGGGUCUGUCCCGCAGUCAGAGUCGUCCCUCCAGCAUCGUCGGCGAGGACAGCUCCGCCCCGUCGCCGUCGCCCGGCUCCCUCAGCGGGGCCGAGUGGCAUUCGUCCACCGCCCACCUCCGGCCGAACGUCAGGGCCUGCGCCUCGGCCGAAAACCUGCUGCAGCUCGCCAACUUCAAGGGCUUCCAGGCCGCCCCGCCGCUCCAGGGAUCAAAGUUCAGCCGCGGCCCCAAAACGAAAGGCUCCCCGGGGGACAAUGGCAGCUUCUCCUUGCUGGGGGACCUGGAGGACAUGACUCAGGUGUACCAGCAAGCCCUGGACAUCAGCAGCAACCUCCCCUAACAGAUGGGUGGCAGAGAGAGAGAGAGGGGGAAAUGACCAUGACGGUGUGUGUGUGUGUGUGCGCAUGUACAGAUGUUUAUAGGUCACAUUAAACGACCAGUGUGUUACUGGGAUACACCUUUUGGGAAGUAUUGGUUUUCCAAAUGUGGCUGAAAUUUUGAUGGAAAUGAUGUUUUCGCACACACACACACACACACACACACAUUCUGUCAGGGUUAGAAAGGAGUUGGCACGAGCGAAUGCCACCCAGUCUGCUUUCUUGGCCCGCCCAUAGACUUUGCUGUGUUCAACAUGUUUACAUAUUCAGCAAGAAGGCAAGUUAGAAUCACAAACGCAGCGACCGGCAACUGGUUGGCUCCCCUUGUGCACGACCCAUUUUGAGUUUGAGUUUACAAAAGCACCUUAAAACUCACACAGAGCACACGCUUUUGUGAUCUUUACUUCCUUUGUAAAACAAAACAAAAAAAAAGAGAAAGGAAACAAACCAGGGUCUUGUUCCAAAAAUGACUGACAUUGCUGAUUAUUUAUUGAUAUUUGUGUAGCUUUUUAGUUUUAAGUGCAAAACUGGUGGGCGCUGGCUGUUACUGGAAGAGUCCAAAGCUCCUUGUCUCUUUGUGUGGAUCUGACAUAUAUAAUUAUGUGACUCAGUGAUGAGGAACAUAUAUAUACUCAGCAUAUAUAACUGUGUCUGCGCUUGUAAAACACGCGGGCAAAUAUACCUUCAUAAAAGCGUAUGUCCUAUAUAUGUGUAUGAUACUAGGGAAUAUGUAGGAAAGUGCCUUUUUUGAUUCAUUAAAAAAAAAAAUUAUGUAUGUCAUUUCCUUUAAAGUGGAGGGAAAAGCCAGGCCAACCUGUCACCAGUUGUGCUUUUUUUUGUUUUUAUAUAUGUUUGUGAAUGUGGAGAGAGACCCAGGGCCUUCAGCAAACAGAUGACGAGCUUUACUUGUUUCGGGGUUUAAAGGUCAAUCUCAAGACGGUUGAGAUCAAACGGUCUCCGCUCCUUCCACGCGUAGAAUCACACACAGAUAUGCCUCAGAGAGACCUCCUCUGUGCUCUUUGUCAGUGUUUAAGCCCACAGUUUGGUUUGUCAGCAGUCUCGGUGGUUUGUUGGAGCCCCAGAAGUCUGGAGGGACUCACCUCGCGGGGCCGUGAGUGAAGGGAGAUGGGGCAGACACCAGCUCACAGUCCUGGAAUGUGCCUGGCUCUUAUAACCUUGGAGGUUUCACAUUGCAGGGGUGUACCUGAUGGAACAGGCUGUUUAGUGAGAGAAUUUUCUCUUCUUUUUUUUAUUACCAAAGACACAUAAGGUGGUUUUUCUAUCGUCGGACUCGUUCAUAUUUGACCCGAAGCGCUUCAAAACAGCGAAGUAAGAUUGUUUGUUUAGGCUGCUGAUGACUCAGCAAAUUCUUCAGACAAAGGCUGGAGACGUGUCGGCGCUCGAGAUCUCUAUGUCGGCCCCGGCCCCGACUCAGCACAGGUGGGAUCUGCGGUGCGUGCUCAGCCCUCCAGCUGUGUAUACUGGUCCUUUAUGUCAACGAAGCACAAUUAGCCAGCUAUUGUUUUCAUUUGAGAGAGAGAGAGAGAGAGAGGCAAGCGAGUCGAGAUUUAUAGCCAGAGGGGGAAGGAAAAGCGUGUGAAAGAGUGAUGCUUGGAAAGGUGAUGAGGUUAGAGAGGACUUUCCUGUAGAACACAGGAAAGGUCAAGGAGUUUGAUUUAUUUGUUGAAGGAAUCGCAAUGUGGAAUAGUGAAAGUAAAGAAAGUGAGUAGAAAGAGGAGAUGGAAAGUUUAGUUUUUUAUAUACCAAAAAUGUAUGACGGUUUGGCAUGAUUCAGAGACAGGGAGAGGUCAGGGUCCUCUGGAUUUUUCUUUGACGUGGGAAUCCCCAUCGGUGAAUGAAAUCAUCCCCACAUUGGCUUUACAUCGCUUUUGUUUUCAUUUUCCUUUUUGAGUUUUUUAUUAUUUGAGAUGCUGGAGGCUGUUGAUACAGCUUGUCUCGAGGGUCAGUCGGUGUGUGAUUCGCGUGUCCUGCAUGGCGAUAGAAAGUGUGUGACACUUUUCCACAGCAGCAGAAAGUGGGAGAACGAUGACUGACAUCAUCCAACAUAUCAAAUGAUGUUGAUGGAAAACCAUGCAGUAAAUGACCCGGGAGGAAAUGGAUCCCAUGUUGAAUGUUUGCAGUGGUCCUCUCGUGUGAAGCAAAGGUCCUGGGUGUUGACUCCAAGGAAAGACCCGUUGCGUAUUAUAUUGCAUUUUAUUGCCUUUUUGUAUUGCAUUUUAUUGUCAACUGGAUUUACAGUGAGAAAAUUAUACUAUGUUAGUAUUUUUGUUUCUUUAUGCUUCUGUUUUUGAUUUUCCAAAAUAUAAGAAACUUUAUAUUGCUUUAUGUUAUGGCAGAAAAUACUUCCUUCCAGGACAAAUCUGAUCAGAAGUUGGUGUAGUCUCAGUUUCCAUCUGUUUUGCUACACCUGUCGGUGAGAGAAGUUCAGUUCAGAAGUAGUUCAUUAACAACCUCCAAAUUGCAAAACAAUUAAUAAUACAUCGAUUGGCAUAGGGUUAAAAUGCAAGAUGAUGUACGAAUCUAUGUAUCAAUAGCCGGCCCGAAGAAUAUCGCAGUUACACCUCUACAGAAGUUGGGGAGGUCCGAAAUGUGUCGGGAGUAAAAGGAAAUAAAGCAAUGGAAAGAAUCUGAUGAUAAAAACGUUAACUCUGCCAAACUGGAAACACGUGGUGCAUAUCUGUUAGUUAGCAGUUAGUCUAAUCAUAGGAAAACUUGACUGGAUAUUGUUAUGACAAUAAUAAUAAAUUAGUAUUAUUAUGUUAUUUAAGUAUUAUUUGUGUUAAGGCUCAUUACUAGUGAUGGUCUGUUGGUGAUCCUGGACUGCCAAGGUGGAUUAAGUUGUGUGCCUUUGGUAUCUUUCAUGAACAAUCUUUUUGUUGUGCCUUUUUUUUUGGGGGGGUGGGGGGUUUGAUAAUGAAAAUUAUUAUCAAUGUGUUUUUAUACUUGUAUUUAUUGGUGAUCAAGCCAUUUCAUUCGUUUUGUCCAAAUACUCCCCCGUUCAUGCUUGUGGCCUGCUUUAGACUGCGUGUUGUGUUCAGGUCGCGCUGCACACACACACACACACACACACAUAUAAAUCCAGUGGCAUCAUCUCGUUGCGAUAGUAGCGGUCAGGCGUGUAUUUUUUAGGGGUAAGAAAUGAACAGUUUCUCAAAUCCUGUAAAAAUGGCUUAAUUCAUCCAUCCGGGUGUAUUUCUACUCAACACAAUGCCUCUGUAGUACUGUAUCAACUCAAAUAAAUGGCUCUUGAAAGUUA